CCAAGGCAAUCCUUGCAGACUGUGUGCAUCCCAUCACUGAGGACCAGAAUCAGAUUAAAAUAUUGGGAUUCCUCCCACCGAAAUUCUGACCGUUAGCAAGCAGGAUGGGAGACCAAAAGGAAGAGUUAAGGACAAUUAUCACCACCCUGGCUUUAAAAAAUGAGGAGACUCACAAUUUUAUCUACAGUCUGAAACAGAUGUUAGAGAAUGUGGAGAAUAAUUCUACCAGAGCCCAGACUGAAUUGGAAGGAGAAUUCCAGUCCCUGUACAGCUUGUUGGAUGAGCUGAAAGAGGGUAUGUUGAUGAAGAUCAAACAGGAGCGUGCGAGCCGGACAUAUGAACUUCAGAAUCAGCUGACGGCAUGCAGCAAAGCCCUUGAGAGCUCAGAGGAACUCUUGGAGACUGCUAACCACACACUGGCAGCCUGUGUAACUGAUGGCUUUUCUCAGGCUGCCAAGCAAAUAAAGGAUAGCAUUACCAUGGCCCCGGCAUUUCGUCUUUCCCUGAAGGCCAAAGUUACUGAUAAUAUGAGUCACUUAAUGGUGGAUUUCACCCAGGAGAGGCGUCUGCUUCAAAAUCUACGUUUCCUUCCCGUGCCCAGCACUCCAGAGAUUGUCGCACCAGAGUGCCUUGUGGCCGAUAACUGCGUUCACUUGGUCUGGAGAAUGCCGGAGGAAGAGGAGUGCGGAAUACAGCAUUACCUUCUAGAAUAUCGUAAAACUAACUUUGCCGGACCGGCCCGUCCUAAGGAGGAACAACCAUGGAUGGUGGUUGAAGGCAUACAGACAACUGAAUACACACUGUCUUGUCAACGAUUCGACAUGAAAUAUAUGAACUUCAGGGUCAAAGCCUGUAACAAAGCUGUGAGUGGGGACUUUUCAGAAGUUGUCACACUGGAAACUUCAGCUUUCUGGUUUCGUUUGGAUUCUGGAAGCUCUCAUCAAAACCUAAAAGUGGAGGACACGAGUGUAGAAUGGGAUGCCUUGGGUGGCAAAGUUCAGGAAGUAAAGAAUCGAGAGAAAGAGGGAAAGGGGAGGAGUGCCUCACCGUGCAAUUCUCCUGCCAGGUGCGUCCAAUCUCCAAAAAGAACAUCAUCUCUCCGCGGAGGCAGAGACCGAUUUACAGCGGAAUCCUACACCGUAUUAGGUGACUGUUUGAUAGAUGAUGGAGAGUGUUAUUGGGAAGUCCGCUUUGACCUGGACAGUAAGGCCUUUGCAGUGGGAGCGACAUACCGCAAUUUAGGAAAAUUUGACCAGCUGGGAAAGACGUCCGCCUCUUGGUGCCUUCAUCUCAAUAACUGGCUGCAGGUGGCAUUUACCGCUAAACAUGCGAACAAGGCGAAAGUGCUGGAUGUUACAGUUCCAAAUAGGAUCGGGGUGUAUUGCAACUACCAGGAGGGUAUAUUAUCUUUCUAUAACGCUACCAACAAGCAGUUGCUGCACACCUUUCGGACAAAGUUCACACAACCUCUUCUGCCAGCAUUUAUGGUUUGGUGUGGCAAUUUCUCUGUGUAUACUGGACUCCAGGUCCCCAGUUGCGUGAGAAGCUUUCAGAAACGCAACAGCACUACAAGCAGUUCUACAACAAGUCUUUCCUGA
This is a messenger RNA of Pelobates fuscus (common spadefoot toad), 1598 nucleotides long. It is a transcript of the gene FSD1, whose product is annotated as fibronectin type III and SPRY domain containing 1. Gene Ontology annotation, molecular function: microtubule binding. Bases 105 to 1598 code for a protein of 497 amino acids. Gene Ontology annotation, cellular component: microtubule. The transcript is spliced from 13 exons. Gene Ontology annotation, biological process: regulation of cell division; regulation of mitotic spindle organization. The record is from RefSeq and is a predicted model, not a curated record. NCBI's taxonomy places the organism in Eukaryota, Metazoa, Chordata, Amphibia, Anura, Pelobatidae.